Prunus mume (Japanese apricot) is the source of this 1974-nucleotide messenger RNA. The record is from RefSeq and is a predicted model, not a curated record. Lineage: Eukaryota; Viridiplantae; Streptophyta; Magnoliopsida; Rosales; Rosaceae.
UCGUACCCGAAAAAUGAAAAGAAACAAAACCAAAAAGGUGCAGUGCAGGACUCUCUAUCCUCAGUUCCUCGUUCUUCGUAGUAGGCCAUGAAUCAAAUUCAACCUCUGCAAUUAGGGUUCAAAACAUUUCUCAGUCUCACCCGCUUUGCAGUAGCUCCAAGGAAUUUGAGAACUGGAGCAUUGGCUUCUCUUACUAGAUUACGAGCAACUCAAGGAGUGGCUAGAAGACCCGUUUCCGCUAAAACAACAAAGCCCAUGUUUGAGGAAAAUAAGAAGGAUAAGACAUUCAAAGAAUCAAUGGGUACAAACCCAAGCCCUCAUAAACCUAUUGUCAAGGAUGAUGGUGCUGAAAGCAAUGUGGUUGAGAUUGAGAGUUUUAAGAAUGAGCCUGCGAGAAUCGAGGCAAUGACGGUUCAACAACUCAGAACAACACUGAGAAAUGCUGGGGUUUCUGCCAAAGGCCGUAAAUUUGAACUUGUGGCUGCCUUGAAGUGCUUUUUGGAAAAGAAGAAAGAUGGUGAAGGUUCCCUGGUAAUAGAAGAACAAGUAGCCUCCACUUGUGUUGAAAAUGCAUCAGAGAAAACUGAGGCUGAAACAUCAUCUGAUGGAGACCAAGUUCAGAAUGUCCCUGUUUCGGAGGUUGGUGAACUUCAACGUUACAAGAGAAGGUUAAACCAUUCGUCAGUUAAGAGUGAAACUGUGAUAGGCUAUAGCAAGGUUGCAACGAAAAAGGAGAAGUUGUCAAUUGAGUCAGAAGACCUUUCAGGUCACAAGCUCUCAAGGACAAGAAAGAAAACAUCUUCAGAAACUAUCAAUUUUGAUGUCAAAACUGAUGAUAAAGUAGCUGAGCCAUGGACAGUUCUUGCGCAUAAGAAACCUCAGAAAGAUUGGAUUCCUUAUAAUCCUAGAACCAUGAAACUUCCACCGCUUGCUAAGGAUACUAAAUUUUUGAAGCUUAUGUCUUGGAAUGUCAAUGGUUUAAGGGCAUUAUUGAAGUUAGAGGGAUUCUCUGCUUUGCAGCUAGCCCAAAGGGAAGAUUUUGAUGUACUGUGUUUGCAGGAGACCAAACUGCAGGAGAAGGAUGUUGAAGAUGUGAAAAGGUCUCUGAUAGAUGGGUAUGAGAAUAGCUUCUGGACAUGUAGUGUUUCCAAGCUUGGUUAUUCAGGAACUGCAAUUAUUUCAAGGGUAUACUGUCUUUCUUCAUGAUGACAAUAAAGCCUAUCAGAUCAUGAUAGUGAGGGGCGGAUUAUAACAGCAGAGUUUGAUUCAUUUUAUCUGGUAACUGGAUAUGUUCCUAAUUCUGGAGAUGGUUUGAGAAGACUGUCAUACAGGAUUAAUGAAUGGGAUCCAUCUCUCAGCAAUUACAUGAAAGAGCUGGAAAAGUCAAAACCUGUCAUUUUAACAGGUGAUCUGAAUUGUGCUCAUCAAGAGAUAGAUAUUUAUAACCCAGCUGGAAACAAAAGAAGUGCUGGGUUUACAGAUGAAGAAAGGCAAUCCUUUGGUUCAAACUUCUUAUCCAGGGGAUUUGUGGAUAGCUUUAGAAGGCAACACCCUGGUGUUGUUGGCUAUACUUACUGGGGUUAUCGACAUGGUGGACGCAAAUUUAAUAGAGGCUGGCGGCUUGACUACUUCCUCGUCUCGGAAUCCAUAGCUGACAAGGUUCAUGACUCAUACAUUCUGCCGGAUAUAACUGGCAGCGAUCAUUGUCCUAUAGGCCUUGUACUUAAGCUGUAGGUAUGGUAAAAUCAAAACCAAUUUUGUAUGUCUACCUAAAAUAGGAGCGUGCAAGUUUAGAGGUGGAAAUUUUGUAGUGCCUUCACCUGUAAGCUAUUUUUGUGUGUGUUCUAAUAUAAUGACCAGGUUAUUUGUGCUCAAUUUGGGUCAUUAUUAUAUUAUGUCUCCUUUAUGAAGAAGCAAUGAUUUUAAUUCCCCACGAUGGAUUUAUAUAUGAUAAUUUGAAUAUUCUGGAGCUGU